Micropterus salmoides (largemouth bass) is the source of this 3213-nucleotide messenger RNA. It is a transcript of the gene st6galnac3, whose product is annotated as ST6 (alpha-N-acetyl-neuraminyl-2,3-beta-galactosyl-1,3)-N-acetylgalactosaminide alpha-2,6-sialyltransferase 3. Gene Ontology annotation, biological process: oligosaccharide metabolic process; ganglioside biosynthetic process. Gene Ontology annotation, molecular function: alpha-N-acetylgalactosaminide alpha-2,6-sialyltransferase activity. The record is from RefSeq and is a predicted model, not a curated record. Lineage: Eukaryota; Metazoa; Chordata; Actinopteri; Centrarchiformes; Centrarchidae. The transcript has 5 exons. The coding region runs from base 226 to 1146 and encodes 306 amino acids.
GCCCAGGUCCCAGCAGUUCCAUGGGAAAAAAAAAACCGUGAGAGGAGACGAAUAACGGUACACUCCAAUUUUUAUGUAGUCUGCCUUUAACCGCACCGCAUCUGCGUGUCCUCUUGUGAUGCACACAUGAAAGAAAGUGUUUGGAAACGGACGCGGUGAACGGCGUUUUUUUGGGGGGGGGCUGACGAAAACAAGCGGUCCACCAUUGUCUGCGUAGAAAUAAGAAUGGCCUGGAUGUGGAAGAGGAAGUCGUUGAUCGCCACCAUUCUGAUCGUGGCGGUGUCGCUCUUUGUGGUCGUGGUGAACUACUCGGAGAAGCCUUACGUCCUCCUGCAGCCAGUGUUCGGGCAGACCUUCAGCAGCCACUGGAUGUUCUCCAAGCAGCCCUACAAGGCCUUCAAGCCUCACCUGGGCUAUGUUAGCAUCCCCAAACAGGAGCCUCUGAAGCUGCACUGUGAGCUCUGCAGCAUUGUGUCCAGCUCUGGCCAGAUGUUGGGCAAGGCUGCCGGCCCGCAGAUCGACCGCUCUCCCUGCAUCUGGCGGAUGAACAAUGCUCCCACAAGGGGCUUUGAACAUGACGUGGGCCAGAGAACCACGCUGAGAGUCGUCUCGCACACCAGCGUCCCCCUGCUGCUGCAGAAGCCCCAGUACUUCUUUGGCCAGGGCAACGACACCGUCUAUGUUGUGUGGGGGCCCCUACGAAACAUGAGGAAGGAUGGGAAGGGAAUCGUGUACAACAUGCUGCGACAGGCAGCUGAGAACUAUCCUCAUGCACGAAUCUAUGUCAACACAGAGGACAGGAUGAACUACUGCGACAUGGUCUUCAAGAAGGAGACGGGAAAAGACAGGAUCCAGUCCGGCUCCUACCUCAGCACCGGCUGGUUCACGCUCAUCCUCGCCAUGGACAUGUGCAAAGAGAUCCAUAUCUAUGGCAUGAUAAAUGACACCCACUGCAAGACGGAGGGUAACAAGAAGGUUCCCUACCACUACUACGAGGCAGGCAGCCGGGAUGAGUGUGCAGAGUAUCUGCUCCAUGAAAGCGCCCCCUACGGUGGGCACCGCUUCAUCACAGAGAAGUCGGUGUUCGCCAAGUGGGCCAAAACUCAUGCCAUCAAGUUCUUCAACCCAACUUGGCAGCUGUCGUGACCCUGGCUGAACCAACAUGGAAAUACUACACCAUUAUCAUCAUCAUUAUUGUCAUCUGGGGACCAACUGAAUCUCGACACUGACAGAAAAUGUGUUCCCUAAUGUGCGGCAACAUUCAUUUUUGGCACAAAUUAAACUCCAUAUACAUUACAAGAGGUUGGUUGAGGGUUGUUUGUCAAGUCCUGGAUGGCUAAUCCAGGAAGUCCUUGGGGUUUUAUUUAAUUUUUUUUUUUUUGGGUCACUCAAUAAGACAGAAUUACGGUUUGACCAACCCGGACAGCAAAAACAUAUCUUUCUCAGAAAUUAAGUAUUUUUUCUCCUGAAUCUGAGAGCUGAAGAAAGUGUACAGCACUCCACUCUUCAUUGACUAAUGGAUCCAUUAGCUGCUCUAUGAGUUUAGCAAAGGGUGGCUUGAAUAUUAAGAAAACAACAAGAAGAAGCAACAACCAUGCAUCAACUUGCAGUGACCUUAAUGGCUCACAUGUCCGCAGGCGCAUCGGAAAGGCUGAAUAAUUUUUUUUUUUUUCCAAGACUGUAGCUGGAGAAGAGCUCAGCCGCUGCAGAGACGAGUCACAUUGCCAUGGACGUCUGUUGAGCUCGUAUACUACUGCUUUCUCUGCAUGUCUGUCUUAUUCUGUCAGGCUGUAAUUAAUCCAUAACAGAUUCAUUCAUGUAUUCAUCCUUGACUGAGGAAGUAUUGAAGUUUAGGUUUAAUUUCACUGUUGCGUCUAAGGAAGCUUCAGCAAGCAAGAUCCUUUAAAUAAUAAAACACAAGUGAGCAAAUUUCAGUCAAACCCGAAGGUAAACCAGAUGUGCAGAUGUGAGUCAGCUCUUUUUUAUCGUAAGGCUUGGUUGUUGUGCUGUGUGUGAAGUCACACAACUUACAGAUGUCAGCUUUUUUUUCUUUUAUAAUGCUGUGAAGUUUCAUUGUAAGAGACAUGUUUUGGCGUUGGCUUGAUGUCCAGAUGGGUUGCUAAUUUAUUCUGCAGAGAUACGUUGCUAACUCUCUUUAACAGCGUGCCAUUGACAGCAUCACAUAGAGCAAUGUGCAAUUUGAAACUCCAUCCUUAUGGAAGGAGUUAAAUCAUUUGUGACCCUGUAGAGGGAGAGAUUUAUGUGUGCAGUGAAUCUAUUUGAAGUUAAUUGUAUUCUAUUAUCAUUUUGUGCCUGCAAUAUACUCUGCAGUUCAUUGUAUAGAGACAAGGUAGAGUCUCAGUCUCUCUCUCACUCAUAUUCUCAUCCAGCUUUGUGCCUCUUUGUGUACAGUAUCACUGUGUGAACACAUCCUCCCAUUUGUCUUUGAAAGUGUGCACGUCUCCUGGUUCAGGACAUUACAUUUGAAUGCAUCUGUUCCAAGACGGUGAAGAAUAGUCAGUGAAGCGCAGAGGUGUGUAGGUUGGUUGGUAGCUGUGGAGGGCUGAGACACUCUGGCUGUGACCGUGAACUGCCCCCCCCCCCCCCCACCCCCUCCGUGAUUAGUGUCCGUGGCCCAGAAGGGAGGAGUGGAAGGAUUCAAAGACUUCUAAUUUAGGCGAUUUGAUGCACAAGGUCCCUGGCGACUGUAAUGUACUGCAGCUGAGCGUCACAAUCUCACUCCUACUACAUUGUACUGUUUGCUAUCACUCUCCAUUUUAGGCUAUCUGUCAAUAAGCAAUGAUUUGGUGAUUUACAAGUCAAAAAGACCUAUACCGUCAAACUGGCAGGUUUUUGGAUGUCUUGGCAGGGCCGUAGCUACCAGUAAGGACUCUAAGGUCAUGUUCAACUUGGGAGUUUACAUAGUGUAAUGUGGUGAGGAUUUUGUAAGCCAAUUUCAGUUCAACCUCAAUUCAGAAUACUUAAUUCAGUAUUAACACAGUACACAUAAACAAUCUCAAAAAAUUAUACCCAAACUUAUCUUAUCUGAGGGUGGUGGGGUGUGUUUUUCGGGGGACUCGUGACCUCAGUAUUUUAAAAUUCAUAUAACUAUUGUUUCAACAACAUUCAAAUGACUAAAAUCCAAUGCAGACCAGGUCCUAACUACACAUUGAAAUGUAUUUCUUGAAAUGCUGCUGAAGAAAUACUUCUAUA